CGACCAAUCCCCAACCAAUGGUUGUCAUAUAAUUUAUCGACUUUUAUUGGAAAGCCUUUGUCGAAAGUUGAAAUUACCUACAAGCUUAUACAAGUUCAAGAUGAAUUAAGUUUGCUUGAUUUAUUUCAUUACAUAAAUAAUUCUUAUAUUUUUAACAAUAUCAAUCGUAUUAAUGCAAUUUCGAGAAACAUGACCGAUAGAUCUAUAGCGUCUCGCCCAAGCUUGGAGCAGGUGGUAGCCAUUGUAGACUUUAUGGAAAAGCAUCCAGCUCUCGCUCUUGGCCAGUUGAGGGGGCUUGAGGGGCGGGAUGAAAGCAAGAAGCUGUGGUUUGAGCUGACCAGAAUAGUCAAUAAUAUUUCUGGACCAACAAGACCUAUGAAGUCAUGGAUUAAAUACUGGGCAGAUAAGAAGUCCAGUGUGAGAAGUAAGGUUCUAGCUAUAGACGGGGAUCCCAACGGCCUUUCUUCAAAUGUUGAGAAGAAAAUAUGGGACCUGUUUCUGGCCAAUGAUUCUCCACCAAAAUCCCGCAGAACAUCAGUGAAGCAGGAAUCUCAUUAUGCUGAGGAGACAUUUUUUGGAGAUGGAACAGAACAGAAUCAAGACAAAGAACCUGUUUUGGGUUUUGAGGACUCUGCCAUGGAUACUGAAGACAGACAAAUGGCCAUAAUGGAGAAAUUGGUAACAGUGAUGAGCGCCCAGUCGUCGUCGCUGUCGCAGCUGGCGCACGCGGCGGCCGCCGGGUCGCAGGCCAUGGACCGACUGGCUGAGGCCUCCAUGAUACAGAAUAUUUGUAGGCGCAUGCCAUAGAGCGCUUGGCGACGACACUAGAGAGCGCGGGCGCGGCGUCGCGUGACGCGCGCGCCGCGCUGCGCGACAUCGACGCGACUGUGAAGCGCUUCUACACCGCCUCCCCCACCUAGCACAGGUAUAUGCCCAAUGACCACAACGGCCAUAGGUUUAUAAACAGUUAGAGUGGACAUCUAUACUAUUAUUAUAAAGAUAUAAUCGUUUGAGAGUUUGUAUGUUUGAGGCGGGUAAUCUCCGAAACUACCGAACCGAUUAUACAAAUUCUUUCACCAAUAAAAAGGUACAUUGUCCAAGAUUGCUAUAGACUAUAUUUUAUCUCAAAAUUCCCACGGGAGCGAGGCCCCGGGCAACAUCUAGUUAUUAACAUUGUCUAUGGAAAUGUCGACAAUAGUUUUGUAAUAGUAGAUCGUUUAGAAGAUGAAAUAUAUAUUAAUAAUGUCUAUUUCACACGAUAGUUUUAAUUGAAUUUGACCUUAUAAAUAAAUUAACAGAAUGACAAGGCCUGCCGAUCAAAUUUGGAAACUUGUUUGGAAAAUGUAGUUUAUAUCGAGUAUUGUAUAGAGAAGAAGUAAGAGAUUUCCACAAGAGUACAAGUUUAACACGUCACUGUACAGCGUGUUUGUAAAUCUACCCGUUUUAUGCGGGGCAUGUGUUUUAUGAAUGGUACAAAAACAUUUGUUAUAGUUGAAUGGUAGAAUAAAAAUGUGAUUGAAUUAACAAUCAUUUCAAACAUCAGUCAUCGGACAGUUUAAACUAAUUUUAUAUAACUUAUGUAUGUAUUUUUAUAUUAAUCUAAGUCAAGUAUUACUUAUAGCUUGAUGUAAAUAAAAUAUUUUGUAAUAACUAUUAUGGUUAUAACUACAGUCGGUAAUAUUGUGUAAAUUGUGCUUUCUCGGCUAAACAGCUCGGUCGAUUUUGAUGAAAUUUGAAUAUAUUUCAUAAUGUUAUUGACCUGAAGUCAAACAUAGCUACCGCGGGCGGAAUUGCGGGUAACAACUAGUGUGUGUGUGUAUAGCCUUAGAUAUGUUUCAAUAGUAGUCAUUUUACACAUUAGUAACAACAUGCGUGUAAACACAACUAAUUAAUCAAUAUCAAGACAAUUAGCGUUAGAAGAAUCAACAAUCUGUAAACCAAAUAAACGUAGGUAGAUGAUUAAUAUUAUAACAAAUUAUCUAAAUUUGGUGGUUCAAUAUAUUUCGCCUGAAAUGGCCUGUCCAUAUUCAAAGUGCCCGGGCAUUAUUAAUAAUGUUAUAAUAAAUCAAUUACAAGCUUUUAUUUGGUUUCACCGUAUAUAUUCUGAUAUCUAUGAUUUCAUCUGUCCCGUUGUCUGUCUAUAAUCAAACUUGCAAGAAGUUGGAUUUCUCCUACUUCCAGUUGACCUACAGAGUUGAAAUUUCCCACGUCGCUUCAGUUAAUUUGAGUCUUAAACCAGAUAAAUGACAUAAGAAUCUCAUAACGACAAUAUUGUGAUGAUGAUCUUGUACAUAGACUGUACUUAGUAAAUAUAAGACACAAGUUUAUACAAAGUUUUGUGGAAUAUGAAUGAAAUAAAUCAAUUUGUUAUUACUUAA
This is a messenger RNA of Plodia interpunctella (Indianmeal moth), 2378 nucleotides long. RefSeq lists its product as uncharacterized. Lineage: Eukaryota; Metazoa; Arthropoda; Insecta; Lepidoptera; Pyralidae. The record is from RefSeq and is a predicted model, not a curated record. The transcript is spliced from 6 exons. The coding region runs from base 190 to 807 and encodes 205 amino acids.